GGGGGCCUGGCGGCCGACUCGGGCAGCGGAGCUGCGAGGGACAGCGGCGCGCGAGGCGCACGGAACCAGCCGCAGCCCAGCCCGCCGCCAUGCCCCUGGCCUUCUGCGGCAGCGAGAAUCAUUCCGCUGCCUAUCGGGUGGACCAGGGCGUCCUCAACAACGGCUGCUUCGUGGACGCUCUCAACGUGGUGCCGCACGUCUUCCUGCUCUUCAUCACCUUCCCCAUCCUCUUCAUCGGAUGGGGCAGUCAGAGCUCUAAGGUGCACAUCCACCACAGCACAUGGCUUCAUUUCCCUGGGCACAACCUGCGCUGGAUCCUGACCUUCAUGCUGCUUUUCGUCCUGGUGUGUGAGAUCGCGGAGGGCAUCCUGUCUGAUGGGGUGACUGAAUCCCGCCAUCUCCACCUAUACAUGCCAGCUGGGAUGGCGUUCAUGGCUGCUGUCACCUCUGUGAUCUACUAUCACAACAUCGAGACCUCCAACUUCCCCAAGCUGCUGAUCGCCCUGCUUAUUUACUGGACCUUGGCCUUCAUCACCAAGACCAUCAAGUUUGUCAAGUUCUAUGAACACGCCAUCAGCUUCUCGCAGCUGCGUUUCUGCCUCACCGGGCUGCUGGUGAUCCUCUAUGGCAUGCUGCUUCUCGUGGAGAUCAACGUCAUCAGGGUGAGGAGAUACAUCUUCUUCAAGACGCCACGGGAGGUGAAGCCCCCUGAGGACCUGCAGGACCUGGGGGUGCGCUUCCUACAGCCCUUCGUGAAUCUGCUGUCCAAAGGCACCUACUGGUGGAUGAACGCCUUCAUCAAGACUGCCCACAAGAAGCCCAUCGACCUGCGGGCCAUCGGGAAGCUACCCAUUGCCAUGCGGGCCCUCACCAACUACCGGAGACUCUGUGAGGCGUUUGAUGCGCAGGCGCGGAAGGAUAUCCAGAGUCCACAGGGUGCCCGAGCUAUCUGGCAAGCUCUGUGCCACGCCUUUGGGAAACGCUUGGUCCUCAGCAGCACCUUCCGCAUCCUGGCAGACCUGCUGGGCUUUGCCGGGCCACUGUGCAUCUUUGGGAUCGUGGACCACCUCGGGAAGGAGAACCACGUCUUCCAGCCCAAGACGCAGUUUCUCGGAGUUUACUUUGUCUCCUCCCAAGAGUUCCUGGCUAAUGCCUAUGUCUUAGCCGUGCUCCUAUUCCUCGCCCUGCUGCUACAAAGGACCUUCCUGCAAGCAUCCUACUACGUCGCCAUUGAAACUGGAAUCAACUUGCGAGGUGCCAUACAGACCAAGAUUUACAAUAAAAUUAUGCACCUGUCUACCUCCAACCUGUCCAUGGGGGAGAUGACCGCCAGCCAGAUCUGUAACCUGGUUGCCAUCGACACCAACCAACUCAUGUGGUUUUUCUUCUUGUGCCCAAACCUCUGGGCCAUGCCAGUACAGAUCAUUGUGGGUGUGAUCCUCCUCUAUUACAUCCUCGGAGUCAGUGCCCUGAUUGGAGCAGCGGUCAUCAUCCUGUUGGCCCCUGUCCAGUACUUCGUGGCCACCAAGCUCUCCCAAGCCCAGCGGAGCACCCUGGAGUAUUCCAAUGAGAGGUUGAAGCAGACCAACGAGAUGCUUCGCGGCAUCAAGCUGCUCAAGCUGUACGCGUGGGAGAACAUCUUCUGCGCACGUGUGGAGAUGACCCGUAGGAAGGAGAUGACUAGCCUCAAGGCCUUUGCUGUCUACACUUCCAUCUCCAUUUUCAUGAACACGGCCAUUCCCAUCGCAGCUGUCCUCAUCACCUUCGUGGGCCAUGUCAGUUUCUUCAAAGGGGCUGACUUCUCACCAUCAGUGGCCUUCGCCUCUCUGUCCCUCUUCCACAUCCUGGUCACUCCACUGUUUCUGCUCUCCAGUGUGGUCCGCUCAACAGUCAAAGCUCUGGUGAGUGUACAGAAGCUGAGCGAGUUCCUGUCCAGCGCAGAGAUCCGCGAGGAACAGUGUGCCCCCCGGGAGCCAACCCCUCAGAGCCAAGCCAGCAAGUACCAGGCGGUGCCCCUCAAGGUGGUGAACCGCAAGCGUCCGGCCCGAGAGGAUUGUCGGGAACUCAUGGGUCCCCUGCAGAGGCUGGCCCCCAGCGCAGAAGGGGACACCGACAACUGUUGUGUCCAGAUCAUCGGAGGCUUCUUUACCUGGACCCCUGAUGGACUCCCCACACUGUCCAACAUCACCAUCCGUAUCCCCCGAGGCCAAUUGACCAUGAUUGUGGGGCAGGUGGGCUGUGGCAAGUCCUCGCUGCUGCUUGCCACACUGGGGGAGAUGCAGAAGGUCUCAGGGGUCGUCUUCUGGAACAGCCUUCCUGACAGUGAGACGGGUGACGACCACAGGUACAGCCACGGAACUGGCCCAGAGCAGGAGACAGCAGCCGACUCAGACAUCAGGAAAAGAGGCCCCGUGGCUUAUGCUUCUCAGAAGCCGUGGCUGCUGAACGCCACUGUGGAAGAGAACAUCACCUUUGAGAGCCCCUUCAACAAGCAGCGGUACAAGGCGGUCAUCGAAGCCUGCUCCCUGCAGCCGGACAUCGACAUCUUGCCCCACGGAGACCAGACCCAGAUUGGGGAGCGGGGCAUCAACCUGUCUGGUGGUCAGCGCCAGCGGAUCAGCGUGGCCCGUGCACUCUACCAGCACACCCACAUUGUCUUCUUGGAUGACCCGUUCUCAGCUCUGGACGUCCAUCUGAGUGACCACUUGAUGCAGGUGGGGAUCCUGGAGAUGCUUCGGGACGACAAGAGGACCGUGGUUCUAGUGACCCACAAGCUGCAGUACCUGCCCCAUGCAGACUGGAUCAUUGCUAUGAAGGACGGCACCAUCCAGAGGGAGGGAACCCUCAAGGACUUCCAGAGAUGUGAGAGCCAGCUCUUUGAGCACUGGAAGACCCUCAUGAACCGGCAGGACCAAGAGCUGGAGAAGGAGACUGUUGUGGAGAGAAAAGCCACAGAGCCCUCCCAGGGCCUGCCCCGGGCCAUGUCCUCCAGAGAUGGCCUCCUGCAGGAUGAAGAAGAGGAGGAAGAGGAGGUGGCUGAGAGCGAGGAGGACGACAGCCUGUCUUCAGUGCUACACCAGCGUGCCAAGAUCCCAUGGCGAGCCUGCGCCAAGUACCUGUCCUCAGCCGGUGUCCUACUUCUGUCACUGCUUGUCUUCUCCCAGCUACUCAAGCACAUGGUCUUGGUGGCCAUCGACUACUGGCUGGCCAAGUGGACUGACAGUGCUCUGACCCUGAACCCCACUGCCAGGAACUGCUCCCUUAGCCAGGAGUGCACCCUGGACCAGACAGUCUACGCCACGGUGUUCACGGUCCUCUGCAGCCUAGGCAUCGUGCUGUGCCUUGUCACCUCUGUCACUGUGGAGUGGACGGGGCUGAAGGUGGCCAAGAGGCUGCACCGCAGUCUGCUCAACCAGAUCAUCCUGGCGCCCAUGAGGUUUUUUGAGACCACACCCCUUGGGAGCAUCCUGAACAGAUUUUCAUCUGACUGUAACACCAUCGACCAGCACAUCCCCUCCACACUGGAGUGCCUGAGCCGCUCCACCCUGCUCUGUGUCUCAGCCUUGGCUGUCAUCUCCUACGUCACACCUGUGUUCCUCGUGGCCCUCCUGCCCCUGGCCAUCGUGUGCUACUUCAUCCAGAAGUACUUCCGGGUGGCAUCCAGGGACUUGCAACAGCUGGAUGACACCACCCAACUCCCACUGCUGUCUCACUUUGCUGAGACUGUGGAAGGCCUCACCACCAUCCGGGCGUUCAGGUAUGAGGCCCGGUUCCAGCAGAAGCUCCUUGAAUACACAGACUCCAACAACAUCGCCUCCCUCUUCCUCACAGCUGCCAACAGGUGGCUAGAAGUUCGCAUGGAGUACAUUGGUGCGUGUGUAGUGCUCAUCGCAGCAGCAACCUCCAUUUCCAACUCCCUGCACAGAGAGCUCUCUGCUGGCCUGGUGGGCCUGGGCCUCACCUAUGCCCUUAUGGUCUCCAACUACCUCAACUGGAUGGUGAGAAACCUGGCAGACAUGGAGCUGCAGCUAGGGGCUGUGAAACGGAUCCACGGGCUCCUGAAUACGGAAGCAGAGAGCUACGAGGGGCUGCUGGCUCCUUCACUGAUCCCUAAGAACUGGCCAGACCAAGGCAAGAUCCAGAUCCAGAACCUGAGUGUGCGCUACGACAGCUCCCUGAAGCCCGUGCUGAAGCACGUCAACGCUCUCAUCUCCCCGGGGCAGAAGAUUGGCAUCUGUGGCCGCACAGGCAGUGGAAAGUCUUCUUUCUCUCUUGCCUUCUUCCGCAUGGUGGACAUGUUCGAAGGGCGCAUCAUCAUAGAUGGCAUUGACAUUGCCAAGCUGCCACUGCACACCCUGCGCUCACGCCUCUCCAUCAUCCUGCAGGACCCCGUCCUCUUCAGCGGCACCAUCCGAUUUAACCUGGACCCCGAGAAGAAGUGUUCCGACAGCACACUGUGGGAGGCCCUGGAGAUUGCCCAACUGAAGCUGGUGGUGAAGGCACUGCCGGGAGGCCUCGAUGCCAUUAUCACAGAAGGUGGGGAGAACUUCAGCCAGGGCCAAAGGCAGCUGUUCUGCCUGGCUCGGGCCUUUGUGCGGAAGACAAGCAUCUUCAUCAUGGAUGAGGCCACAGCUUCUAUCGACAUGGCCACGGAGAACAUCCUCCAAAAGGUGGUGAUGACAGCCUUCGCAGACCGCACUGUGGUCACCAUCGCGCAUCGUGUACAUACCAUCCUGAGUGCAGACCUGGUGAUUGUCCUGAAGCGAGGUGCCAUCUUGGAGUUUGACAAACCUGAGAAGCUGCUCAGCCGCAAGGACAGCGUCUUCGCCUCCUUCGUGCGUGCAGACAAGUGACCUGCCAGAGCUGGGCUUGUGCGUGCCCUGUCCCCUGGCCACCCGGCCUGGGUUUUCUACCUGCCAAUCACUUGUAAAUAAAGAAAUUCUGUCUUUGCU
Ochotona princeps (American pika) is the source of this 4952-nucleotide messenger RNA. RefSeq names its product ATP binding cassette subfamily C member 8 (gene ABCC8). Gene Ontology annotation, cellular component: membrane. Gene Ontology annotation, biological process: potassium ion transport; transmembrane transport. Lineage: Eukaryota; Metazoa; Chordata; Mammalia; Lagomorpha; Ochotonidae. The coding region runs from base 90 to 4853 and encodes 1587 amino acids. The transcript is spliced from 39 exons. Gene Ontology annotation, molecular function: ATP hydrolysis activity; sulfonylurea receptor activity; ABC-type transporter activity. The record is from RefSeq and is a predicted model, not a curated record.